AUGUCAGGCGUUUUCAGAUCACUGACAGAUUCACUGCCGACUCAUUGCUGUCUAAAUAUACAGUCGUUUUCAUUGCUAACUGAAUAUCAUGGAGUCAGUGGCUAUGAAUCGAAAGAGUUUGAAGCCGGAGGAUACAGUUGGAAAUCGGUGCUAUACCCCAAUGGAGACAAAAAGAAGAAUGUGAAAGACCACAUCUCUGUCUACUUGCGCAUCGCCGGAGAAGAUACACUUCGGGCUAGUUGGGGAGUAUGUGUUGAUUUUAGAUUGUUUUUGCUUGAUCAGAAUAAGGGAAGAUACUUGGAUUAUAGUACUGUUUCUCUCUCUCUUUACCUGCGAUUGGCUAAACAAAUAUCUCCUCCUGCCAUGAAAGUAUAUGCACAGUAUUCCGUAUGCAUCCGAAACAGGAACAAUGGCAGACAUGGACAUUGA
Messenger RNA from Argentina anserina (silverweed cinquefoil), 429 nucleotides. RefSeq lists its product as uncharacterized. Bases 1 to 429 code for a protein of 142 amino acids. The record is from RefSeq and is a predicted model, not a curated record. Lineage: Eukaryota; Viridiplantae; Streptophyta; Magnoliopsida; Rosales; Rosaceae. The transcript has 4 exons. Gene Ontology annotation, molecular function: protein binding.